AUGAAUUCCUCUGUCGAUAAUCAAGCCGAUGCUCAUCCUUUGUAUGCCGUAGACACGAGACGAGCGAAGGAUGGAGUGUGGCUGGUUAAAGUUCCAAAUUAUUUGGCAGACUUGUGGUUAAAUUCUAAUUCUGAUGGACCAGUCGGCAAGGUCGUAAUAUCUACGUCGUCUGACGCAGUAGGGAAAGGCGACCAGAAGCCAGAAUCCCAAGUACGACUCGUUACCGACGAUGCUCUUAUGUCGGAGGCUGGUGAAGCAAUUAGCCUUGUGCCGAAGGAGCAUCAGUUCCUCAUUCAGACUACCCCUUCACUGGCCGCUGGAAACCGAGGACGACCCGGUGACGCUAAACGUUCUGCGUCUAUGUCCGGCCAGGAGCUGGUCAUUCUCUGUGAAGAGGACGUUCCUGUCUCCAGUGGAAGCAGUCCUGUGAAUCCUUCUCGGGUUUCAAGACGCUACUCUCUGUUCGGCCGAGUCAACAGCCGAGCCGAGUGUCGACCACCGCAGAACUCCAAAUACAUGAUGCUGAAAGCCCAACAGUGUAAAGCUAGGAACAAGGCUAGACACGAGGUGUGUAUUCUGGAUGCGCCUGUCCGGAAUUACCGACCUGUUGCUAAUCAUGAAUUCAAUAUUGAAUACGAGCAGCGAAAGAAGUUGGAAGGCAAGAAUAUACGCAGAGAGCGGGAUGAUGUCCUGCAAGACCUCUUUAAAGCAUUUGAACGGCAUCAGUACUAUGCCGUCAAGGACCUUAUGCUUCUCACUAAGCAACCCAUGCUAUUGAAGGAAAUUGCAACCUUCAACACCAAACCACCGCAUAAGCACAUGUGGGAACUGAAGCCAGAGUAUCGUCACUACAGCCAACAGGAAUCAGGUGCUGCCAAGCCAGAACUUGGAAAACAUGGCUGA
This is a messenger RNA of Dibothriocephalus latus, 903 nucleotides long. NCBI's taxonomy places the organism in Eukaryota, Metazoa, Platyhelminthes, Cestoda, Diphyllobothriidea, Diphyllobothriidae. The record is from the annotation of a GenBank genome assembly.